AUGCUCCAGCCGGACCCUGUGGCGCGCACCGCUCUAUCGAUGCUUGCGACACAUCCGUGUAUCCGUCAGAAGCUGCGGUCUGAGCUGGUCCACAACACUCUCCGCCGCAGCCCUCUACAGCACGCAAUCUUCUCGUGCGACGAGGCCAUGGUUCUCCAGCGGAUGCGAACAGACGCCGGAGGCCGCGACGCCCAAGGCUGCACAGCUCUUUUCCUGGCGGCGCAACGCGGUAUGCAUCAGCUCCUCAACCUCCUCGUGGGGGCAGAGGCGGACAUCGCAGACAGUCGGGGGCGCACUGCUCUAAUGGCUGCGGCGGCAAACAACCGCGUUGGCUGCAUCGAUAGGCUUCUCCCCUUCCAGCACGGCAGGCAGGACUUCGAUGGAGACACUGCCCUGAUCUAUGCGGCGCGGUUCUGGGCUACAGAUGCUCUCAGUCUUCUCAGGACUGAAGCGCGGCUGCAGAACAAGCGCGGCGAGACGGCCCUGAUGGUGGCCGCCGCCUCAAACUACGUGGAGGGUGUUGAGGCGCUCCUUCUUUACGAGGCCCGCGCUCAAACGGUAGAGGGGUGGACAGCCCUCAUGUGCGCCGCGGUCGUGGGCGCCACGGCUGCGGUCUGCCAGCUCGUCACCGUUGAAGCAGGGCUCCGGAACAACCGUGGCCGGACAGCGCUGAUCGAGGCCGUCCUCUGUGGCCAGAUGGCAUCUGUGCAUGUGCUUGCCCCUCUGGAGCACGGAGCAAUUGAUGCAGCAGGGCGCUGCGCUUUGAUGUAUGCGGCGAGCCGGGGACACACACCCGCCAUCAGGAUCCUCUGCCCACUCGAAGGAGACGUCCUUGACCCCAGCGGGUGCGACUACAGAAGCUACGGGGAGACAGACUGUUUACUAUAA
This is a messenger RNA of Giardia duodenalis, 888 nucleotides long. RefSeq names its product Ankyrin repeat protein 1. Gene Ontology annotation, molecular function: protein binding. Lineage: Eukaryota; Fornicata; Diplomonadida; Hexamitidae. The record is from RefSeq and is a predicted model, not a curated record. The transcript has a single exon. The coding region runs from base 1 to 888 and encodes 295 amino acids.